AUGGGAAAAAAGCGAGUUGCUGUAAUUGGCUCUGGAGCAUCUGGACUUCCAUCAAUUCGUCACGGAUUGUUGAAUGGAUGCGAUGUGACUUGUUUUGAGGCUUCAAAUGAUAUCGGAGGAUUGUGGAGAUAUAAAUCGCAUGAGACUAAUGGUGAGCUUAGCUUUUUCUCGGAGCUGUUCAACUCCAAAGUUUUCAGAAUCUUCUGUGAUGAAGACUACGGUAAUCAAUACUUCGAAAGAAAUGACUGCUUAUUCGGAUUUCCCUCCACAACCACAUCUUGCAAACUUUAUGCACAAUUUGGAGAUGUUGAAUUACCUCAAGGCAUAUGCUGAACAUCACGGAUUGAUAAAACAUAUCAGAUUCAACCAUAAGGUUUUGAAUGUUGAAAGAUCUUCAAGUUAUGCAGCUGAUGGUACAUGGAAAAUCACAUAUCAAACCCCAGAAGGACAAACCAAGGAAGAGAUAUUUGAUGGAGUUCUCGUUUGCUCUGGACAUCACGCGAUUCCACAUUGGCCUGUUCCAUUCAAAGGACAAGACACCUUCAAAGGACGAAUUAUUCAUUCACACAGUUAUAAAGAUCAUCAAGGAUAUGAGGAUAAGAUUGUGGUUGUUGUUGGUGUUGGUAACUCAGGAAUUGAUGUUGCUGUUGAACUCUCCAGAAUUGCUAGACAAGUUUAUCUUGUCACUAGAAGAGGAACCUGGCUUAUCCCUAAACUUGAGACUCGAGGAUUGCCAUUCGAUGUUAUCAUGAACACCAGAUUCUUCUCGCUUUAUAAGUUGUUGCCACAAAGCUUGUUGAACACUUUUGUGGAAUAUCGCGUUAAUCAAAGAGUUGAUCAUGAUUUGUAUGGAUUGAAGCCAAAACAUCGAGUGUUCAGUGCUCAUCCAUCACUCAAUGAUGAACUUCCAAAUCGAAUCGCCAAUGGAACUGUUAGAAUCAAGCCGAACAUUAAAAACUUUGAUGGCUAUAAGAUUAACUUUGAAGAUGGAACAACUGUGGAACAUGUUGAUGAAAUUGUAAUGUCUACUGGGUUCUCUUUUGAAUUUAAUCUCAUCGAACACGGAAAACUCGUUCCUGUCAAUGAAAACGAAGUGGAUCUUUAUCAAUAUAUGUUCCCGACUGCUACUUCGGAUCAUAACUCACUUUGUAUUAUUGGUCUGAUCCAACCGUUUGGCUCAAUUAUGCCUGUCUCCGAACAACAAGCACGGGUUUUCUACGCUAAUUUGGUGUCAGAUAAUAAUAUUAUUCCAAGAAAAAGUGAUAUGGAAGAAUCAGUUCAUAACAAGAAAUCUGCAAUGGCUGCACAAUUUGUAAAAUCGAGAAGACACACAAUUCAAGUCGAUUAUAUUCCAUACAUGGAUGAACUCGCUGAACUUAUCGGAUGUCAAGUUCCUGUUUUGCGAACCUGGCUGACUGAUCCAUUUUUGGCCUAUAGAUUGUUCUUCGGACCAAAUGCUGGAUAUUGCUAUCGAUUAAAUGGAAAACACACUUGGGAUGGGGCUAGAAAUGCUAUCAUGACUAUUGAUCAACGUGUUAGACAAGCCACAACUUCGAAACCAGCUUCAUCCACCAAUUAUGGUUUUAUUUUAUUGGUCUCAUCUUUAAUCUUACUUGCAAUUCUCUUCUUUACUUUGUGA
This is a messenger RNA of Caenorhabditis angaria, 1639 nucleotides long. Lineage: Eukaryota; Metazoa; Nematoda; Chromadorea; Rhabditida; Rhabditidae. The record is from the annotation of a GenBank genome assembly.